GAAACGUCUUGAGAUAACCCCAAGCACAGGACGUUUUUUAGAUUUGACAGCCAGGAUGAGCGGACGGGUGGGCGAUCUAAGCCCGAAGCAGGCUGAAGCCUUGGCGCAGUUUCGAGAGAGAGUUCAGGAUAUCCUUCCCCAGCUCCCUUACCAGAGUGACCACUUCCUGCUUCGUUGGCUCAGAGCAAGAAACUUCAAUGUGCAGAAAGCAGAAGCAAUGCUACGCAAGCAUCUGGAGUUCCGGAAACACAUGAAAGCCGACACAAUAACCACUGACUGGAAGCCACCAGAGGCGAUUGAAAAGUACCUCUCUGGGGGCAUGUGUGGUUACGACCGAGAGGGAAGCCCCAUUUGGUACGAUGUCAUUGGCCCGGUAGACCCCAAGGGACUCCUCCUGUCCGCUUCAAAGCAGGACUUUAUAAAGUCUAAGGUUCGAGACUGCGAGAUGCUGCAGAAGGAGUGUGAUCUUCAGUCAGAGAAGCUGGGGAAGAAUGUGGAGUCCAUCACUAUGAUCUAUGACUGUGAGGGCCUGAGCCUGAAGCACUUGUGGAAGCCUGCCAUUGAGACUUACGGAGAGGUUCUUACAAUGUUCGAGGAUAACUAUCCUGAGGGACUGAAGAGGCUGUUUGUCAUUAAAGCCCCCAAACUCUUCCCUGUGGCCUACAACCUCGUCAAGCACUUCCUGAGUGAGGACACCCGCCGCAAGAUCGUCGUCCUGGGAGCCAACUGGCAGGAGGUUUUGAGGAAGUACAUCGACCCUGAGCAGCUGCCGGCUGUCUAUGGGGGCACCCUCACAGACCCAGAUGGAGACCCGCGCUGCAGGACUAGGAUAAAAUAUGGAGGCGUGGUCCCCAGGUCCUACUAUGUGCGGGAGUCCAUCAAAGUGCACUACGAGCAGUGCAUCUUCAUCAGCCGCGGAUCCUCACACCAGCUCGAGUACGAGAUUCUCUUCCCCGGCUGCGUGCUACGGUGGUACUUUGCAAGCGACGGAGCUGACAUCGGCUUUGGGGUUUUCAUGAAGACCAAGAUGGGCGAGAGGAAGAAAGCUGGUGAAAUGCGGGAGGUGUUGCCCAGCGAGCGCUACAAUGCCCAUCUGGUGCCUGAAGAAGGCUCCCUCACCUGCGCAGACCCGGGUGUCUACGUGCUGCGAUUCGACAACACCUACAGCAUCCUGCAUUCUAAGAGGAUCAGCCUCACUGUGGAGGUGCUGCUGCCUGACAGUCAGUUACAGUCUCUGAAGGACAAAGGCAGGGAUGCGCCGGAGGCGGAGCUGGGCGCGCAUGGCCAAUAGCAGGAGGAGGACGAUGGUAUGAGAUGCUGCUGCUCAGCCUCUUGGUUAAUUUGUGCUGCCUCCCUGCUGUGUGAGGGCGAAUCACACACAGAGACCUCUCAGUCCCAAUGGCAGGUUCCCAAGAGGCUGCUUGUCUACACAGAGCUACUUUAUUUUAAAAUGAACCUUUUCAAAUGCUGCUCACGGACAACAGAAGAGUAACCAGAUAGAAGCCUACAGUGCGCAGGGCACAGACUAUUGAGUACUGUAUCAGCUAGUUUACUUGAAAGUUUGUUGAUGCAAACAAAAUUUUUGAAUCAAGCAUUCAUAUUAGAAUAUGCUUUUGCAAAUGCAUAUUUAUUUUAAUGAUUUAACAAAUGAUCAGUCUUAUUAGUGAUCUAUUUAUUUUGUAGUGUCCACCUGCAGUGAUACAGAUGUAAGCACAUUGGCCAUGUGACCUCUGACAUUAAUAAUUCUUUAUUUGAUACUCUUCGUUUUAGUGUGCAUGUUCCACUCUGUCAUUCUAUCACUCCACAGUGUCAGACAUUCAAAAUGGGCAUUUCCAUACAUUAAAUUAGGAUUUUCCAUACAUUCACUGUCUACACAUAAGUGCUUGUCAUUAAAGUCUGUCCAGUUAUUUAACUAUCCAUACCUGUUUAUAAUGUGCUGGAUUCAUUGUGAAGAGUAUCAUACUGAUAAUUCCAUACAACCAUUAUUGUUCUAAUGAAAAUCAUUCUGAAAUGUCUUUCUGUGAUAAUAUUACUUUAAAAUGAGCAGUGGAAUCAUACAUUAUUAAAAAUCAAUGUUUGUUGGAAUCAGUGUAACACAAUGACAUGCCAUGCCCAGUGUAACUGUUGAAAUGUAACUGCUGUGUGUACGAUGUUCUUCAUGUGGGUUGUAGCACAUCCAAAAACUGAUUUAUUACAUGAAUGUGUCAGUAUUAUCAUGUUAUGUGCCUUGGUAAUUUUGUCUUAAACUUGAAUUGUUUGGUGAAUGUAUAUUUAACUGCCCUGUAGGAAUGUAAAAUUGUAUUUAGAAUCAGUGGGGCCCUGAUUAUGGGCAUAAACAGUUUACAUAAUGUCAGGGUCAUGUCUUCAACAGAAACAAAUUUUUUUGUUUUAAUAUGGAAAAUUUUAUACUUCGCAUACAUGUGAAGAGGCAAACUGGUGUCUGUAUUUUGAUUUUUUUUUUUAUAAAUGUAAAUGAAAUGAAAACUUCUUUGUUACUUUGAUUUUAUGAAUUUUAAAAAUAAUUCUUUAUAAAUAAUUAUCGACUGUGUAUGUCUAAGGCCCAACAAAAUUGCUGUUGCCAGAACAUGGGCACAAUCAAGGUUAUCCAAGCCAUGGAUUUAAGAAAAAUCCACACAGUGAUUAAAACUUGCCAGGGGGAAACUUCCCUACCACCUGUCUCAAGACUGAGGAAAUAACUGGUGGAAAGAAAAGGAGUAAAAGGUAAAAUUGAGUUCACCAUAAAACAUGUCAGUGUUUCACCUGAAGUUUUUCUUUACCAGAUUUUAUGUGUACUUCUAAUUUGUGAGCUUAACAUUGCAUCAUUAAACCAAUACUUGAAUAUAUCAAUAAG
Messenger RNA from Megalops cyprinoides (Indo-Pacific tarpon), 2851 nucleotides. RefSeq names its product SEC14-like protein 2. Lineage: Eukaryota; Metazoa; Chordata; Actinopteri; Elopiformes; Megalopidae. Gene Ontology annotation, cellular component: cytoplasm. The transcript is spliced from 12 exons. The record is from RefSeq and is a predicted model, not a curated record. Bases 56 to 1291 code for a protein of 411 amino acids.